Messenger RNA from Pelobates fuscus (common spadefoot toad), 794 nucleotides. It is a transcript of the gene PRR13, whose product is annotated as proline rich 13. The record is from RefSeq and is a predicted model, not a curated record. The transcript has 4 exons. NCBI's taxonomy places the organism in Eukaryota, Metazoa, Chordata, Amphibia, Anura, Pelobatidae. Bases 114 to 506 code for a protein of 130 amino acids.
ACUGGAAGGGAUGAGAGUCCAAAGUCUCCCGGAAGAAGCAAAGAGCAUCAGCCUGUGUGCAGACCUGACAGAAAUUCUUCUGAUUCUUGGGGCAGGGAAAGAAAUUGAGAAGAAUGUACAAUCCAAAUAUUCCAGGUCAGCCUGGUUACCCUUCAAAUCCUGCAUACCCACCGACCGGUAAUCCAGGUUACCCAGCAGGCCAAUACCCUGCUCCUGGACAACCUGUAUAUCCACCUGGACAAGCAGUGUACCCACCUGGGCAGACUGUCUAUCCCCCAGGUCAACCUGGAUACCCUGGACCUAAUCCAGCAUAUCCAGGAUGCCCACCACCCUCUGGUGUCUACCCACCUGGAAUGAAUCCCAUGAUGCCUGGAAUGCCGUACCCGCCUGGGCAUGUCAUGGACAAAAAGAUGAGAAAAAAGAUGAAGAAGGCACACAAGAAAGCCCAUAAGCAGCAUGGUUAUGGAAGGCGGUCAUCCUCCUCCUCCUCCUCCAGUAGCGACUAAACUAGCUUCGUAGCCAUUUGAAAAGUCUCUGGAUAAAUCUCGCCUGCAGAGCUGUAGCAUGUUCCCCUGUGUCACUCUUUAGAGGAGCAACUUUUCAAAACUGGCACUCAAGGUUGGCGUCUGUCCUUCUGACCACAGGCUGUGACGGGUCCUGCAAAGCAUUACAACAAAGUCAACUGCAAAUGCAAUUCUGCAUAACCAUGCUACUGUGUGAUAUAAUUGUAAAGUUAACGGCAUUCUUGUUUAAUUUCAUAACCUCCUUUCAAAAAUAAACCUUUUAAUUUACUA